CUCUCUCAGUUUCAAAACUAGUUACAGAAGUUAGAUAUCAUCAACAGAGGAGAGAGAGAAAUCCAUUGUUAGGUUUAAUCAAGAAGACAAGCUUUAUGUUAGAGUUUAGGUUUGAGAUAUGUCUCAUGCUUGUGAAUGGAGAAGCUCCUCACUUUUAAUGGUUAUCUUCCUUUCUUCCCUACUCUAUCUCCUUUCUGUAAAUACCCGGAUAGGGGCAAUUCGGGUAUUUGUAGAACUACCGACGACAUUAACUACCUCUCAUGCUCCGGCUAAUAACCAAGAAGAUCCAAUGAAGAAGCACUCUGGCACCGGAAAAUUUGCUCCCGUGGAUUCUUCAUUGGGAAAAGGGUUCGGUGACAGUAAAAGACCAGUACCAAGUGGUCCAGAUCCUCUCCAUAACUAGUCGAAGCAGUAUCUUGAUGUUUUUUCAUUUACGUUAUAUUUUAUUCUCUUGUUCUUCUUAUGUAAUCAAUCAAUCAACAAGUGUAUUUCACCCAAAAUACUCACGUUUUUCUCUUUAAUAAAGGGGAAAACGAAGGUAUUUUGGGGGGGUUUAAA
Messenger RNA from Raphanus sativus (radish), 558 nucleotides. Its product is annotated as CLAVATA3/ESR (CLE)-related protein 27-like. The record is from RefSeq and is a predicted model, not a curated record. Lineage: Eukaryota; Viridiplantae; Streptophyta; Magnoliopsida; Brassicales; Brassicaceae. The coding region runs from base 119 to 403 and encodes 94 amino acids. The transcript has a single exon.